Messenger RNA from Cantharellus anzutake, 1191 nucleotides. RefSeq names its product Peroxin/Dysferlin domain-containing protein. The transcript is spliced from 6 exons. The annotation marks the transcript as partial. The record is from RefSeq and is a predicted model, not a curated record. Gene Ontology annotation, biological process: peroxisome organization. Gene Ontology annotation, cellular component: peroxisomal membrane. NCBI's taxonomy places the organism in Eukaryota, Fungi, Basidiomycota, Agaricomycetes, Cantharellales, Hydnaceae.
UGAUGACAUACAACUCGCGGAGGUUCAUGAGUCGGGUAGGGUUCGUGUUUUGGACAACAGACCGAAUAGAGGAAAUCGUAAUGUGGAGGAAGGGCUGGACACAUACUCUUCCCUGGGUAAUUGUGUACGUGCUGAUUUGCUAUCAACCCAAAUUAUUGUUAUUUGUGCCCAAUGUGGUAAUCUUGUGCAUCAUGCUGAUUACAUACCAACCGUCUCAAAAUAUACCCCGCUCCAAUGGGACGCGGACCACCAUAACCGAUCCAUCGCGAUCUAUUCGGUCUCACCCGCCUCUCCCAGUUCCGGCGUCGGAAGGGAGUGCAGCGUGGCUAGCUAAUGUUCAAGGUGUCCAGAAUCUAAUGGGUCUAGUUGCGGAUGCAUACGAUGCCGCUGCACCCAUGGUUCCGUACCUGACUUGGAGAUCUCGCUCGUCGUCAAUUCUAUUCUUAUUCGCGCUCUUCCUCACUAUCUCCUUAUGGUUUAUCCCGCUCCGUUUAGCCUUUCUCAGUAUUGGCCUCUUUCUUUUUACAGCAACCCAUCCUUUGGUCAGGGAAGCGCUUAUUUCCCCUCAUGCUCAACUCUAUUUCCGCCAACAUGGACCAUUUCUCUGGGACCGAGUGCGCCAAUUUAUGAAUGACGCCCACUUACCCGAGAGAAUUAUCCCUCACCUGAAUGAAUUGCGGAGCGUUGAAGUAUUUCAGAAUGAGCGUUGGGCGUGGCCGUCAUCUUCAGCUGUUAGUGCCGCUCAUGGCGAAACUCUUCCCGCGGGAUGGAAGAACGGUGCAGCAAAUCUCAAACCAACAGAACGUUUACCCUGGACCCGAGGCAAGGACGGAAGUGGAGGAGUCGGAAGCGCUAGUGGAGUGCUCAACUUCUCACUAGAACCUCACUGGGCCUACGUAGAGUCCGAAGAUUGGGAACCCGACUUCUACGGCUGGUGGACAGCGAAGGACAGUGUAUCACGGACGGAUUCAGAUGGAUGGCUAUACACGAACGAUGCAUGGCUAGACCCACACCGUUCCCCGCCGGCCGAAUGGCAAAAAGCCGGACUCAUGACCAGACGACGACGGUGGACGAGAAGAAUAUACUACAUUGGCCCUUAGUCGCCCCCACUCUAAUUUCAGUGUACAGUACCCAUUUUGUGCAUUAUCUCCGUUUGUUUCAUGCCAUCAAAUUCGAAGCCAGAGCCAAGGG